Megachile rotundata (alfalfa leafcutting bee) is the source of this 321-nucleotide messenger RNA. RefSeq lists its product as uncharacterized. Lineage: Eukaryota; Metazoa; Arthropoda; Insecta; Hymenoptera; Megachilidae. The record is from RefSeq and is a predicted model, not a curated record. Gene Ontology annotation, molecular function: protein heterodimerization activity.
UCAUCGAAGCUGGUUUUUCAAGGGUCAAUAGAGCGGGCAUACGUAAUAUCGAAAAAGGCGGAGGCCAUACUUUCAACGGUUCUGGCUGACAUACUAGAGGAAUCGGUGGAAGAUGCAAGAAACUUGGCGUUGUCCGCUGGAAAAAAAAGCAUAACUCGCGAAGAAAUGGAGAUGUCAUUGAAAAAUCUCUGUCUGCGUCUGAGCACUUCACCCGCGAACAACAUCCGAUUUAAUCCUUGGAACGACCCCGAAGAUAACAACGACGAAAAUAACAACACACUUAAUUCGUCCAAGGUUGGUCGAAAGCAGAGUCGCGAAUAA